Messenger RNA from Cladophialophora immunda, 450 nucleotides. RefSeq lists its product as uncharacterized. The transcript is spliced from 2 exons. The record is from RefSeq and is a predicted model, not a curated record. NCBI's taxonomy places the organism in Eukaryota, Fungi, Ascomycota, Eurotiomycetes, Chaetothyriales, Herpotrichiellaceae. The coding region runs from base 1 to 450 and encodes 149 amino acids.
AUGUUCACAAUUCAUACGGAUGGUAGGGUUCAUACUUUUCGCUAUGUGUCGGCAAGAUUUGCUGACAAGCAAGAUCGAACGCUGGACUUUACGUUUUGUGAUGUGGAUAAAGCUAUCAUCGCCCGUAACAUACUUCUACUCUCACUGAUCAUUGACGACAUCGAUGGCACGAGGAAUUCCCUCCAUUGGAACAUCUACUACCACUUCCGGAUUGACGAAAAUUCACUUCAUCUGCUACAAAACCAGGCACGGAAGCUAUACGCUCUAGCUGUUUCUCUGGGAACCUGGCACGAGAGCAAGUAUGGCAGGCUGAUCAAACUCUGCGACCAUGGAUCUCUCGAAAAGGUCCGGGAGAUGUGGAAGUUCUACGGGUUUGAAAGAAAGGGAAACGAAAUCUCCCGCUUUAAAGAACAUCUCGACGCCUGCAUCCGGAAAUCAAAAUCAACAUAA